AUGAAUUACUUUACAGCUUUAAGUAGCUAUGCAUCAUCGAAAUCACUCAACUUGGACUUUGUGAGGAACCUCGCAUCCUCGCCGCGCUUCCAAAAAGCCCUUCGCGUCGGUGCUGCCCUGACACUAGUCAUUGGCACCAACAGGCUCCUGACCCAGCUGGCACUGAACAACCUUUCCAGGACCCAUGAUUGGGACUGGAGCGAGGACAUUGUUAUGGUUACGGGCGGUUGCAAUGGCAUAGGGGAACUUGUCUGCCGGAAGCUUGCUAGUCACGGCAUCAAGGUUGUUGCUGUCGACCUUCAACCUCCCCAAGUUCCUUUCCCAGACAAUAUCUUCUACUAUCGACUCGACGUCACAUCGUCCCAAUAUAUUAGUCAAAUUGCCAAGUCUAUCCGCCAGGCUGUUGGCGAGCCAACCGUACUAAUCAAUAACGCUGGUGUGGCUUCGUUGAAGACUAUCCUUGGCGAGUCCGAGGAAGACAUCCGUCGAACAUUCGAUGUUAACGUCGUUGCCCACUUUCUGCUCGCAAGGGAGUUUCUGCCAUGGAUGAUCCGGCAGGAUCACGGCCAUAUUAUCACCAUUGCCAGCAUGGCAAGCUACAUCACUGUCGCUAGCGGCGUCGACUAUUGCGCCUCCAAGGCCGCAGCGCUGGCCUUUCAUGAGGGGUUAGCCCAAGAACUCAAGUACAAGUACAAUGCCAAGCAUUGUUGUGCACCCAACGUGGAUUCGAACUAA
This is a messenger RNA of Fusarium keratoplasticum, 735 nucleotides long. RefSeq lists its product as uncharacterized. Gene Ontology annotation, molecular function: oxidoreductase activity, acting on the CH-OH group of donors, NAD or NADP as acceptor. The transcript is spliced from 2 exons. Bases 1 to 735 code for a protein of 244 amino acids. The record is from RefSeq and is a predicted model, not a curated record. Lineage: Eukaryota; Fungi; Ascomycota; Sordariomycetes; Hypocreales; Nectriaceae.